AUGCGCGAAACUGGUCAAUUUCGUUUUCCGGCUCAAAUAGUCUCUUACAAGACGAGAGAAAAUAUUGAUGAUGAUUUUUAUACGAAAGAUGAGCAGGACGUCAAUUUAAAAAAGUGCAAAAGAUAUAACUUCUACGAUUUAAAAAUUUGCGAGCAACUCUGUUCGAAAAUCCACAAAGAAGAUGUUGCUCUUUGUCGCCAAAUCUGCCGAUCGCAUUUGAGCGAAAAAGGAGAAAUAAAUGAAAUCUGCCCUUUUGAGAAACUCUGUCCUGCUGGUUGCCCUUGUAUUUACUAUCAGUGCGAGCACGUGGAUACAAAUCAAGUUCCUCUCGCUUGGUACUACCAAGGGAAUGACCCUCUUUUCGACGCGAUAAAGACGACAAAUGACGAGACCGCUUCAACAACCAUGGAUCAAGUUAUGUUUGAUCCGAGUGAGCCUGCACCUAGAUUGAGACAGGUCUUUUCAAGGCUAGCCUCUGUCGAUCCAAAAACGCUGAAAUUAAAACAGAUCUACGAGCGAGUUCUCUUCUACAAAUUUUGGUACAACCACUUUUACAAAAUAACGCCAGAAUGCCUGAAAAGUUAUCGACCAGACUUUAUUCUCAGCCUUGAUUACAACCCGAUUAUUGCGCUCUACCUCAAAGGAAGAAACUAUCUCGUCGACCCUGAAUUCAAUACUAAUAUGAUUAAUGAUGAAAAGGAGGCGCUCUUGAUCGAUUUGGGAGUUGAGUCUGAAGCGAUGCUUUCAAGAUAUGGAGUGACGAAUCGUCUGAUGUUUAAUGGAAAGGGAAGCUCCGUCGCUGCAGUGUUCGAUGAUCACUUUUAUUUUUGCUCGACGAUCAAAUACAGAAACUACUGCUUCUAUUUCGACCCGCUGACUCGCGGACGAAAAAGAAUCCUCGAAGCAAGAGGAAGAAUCAAAUCACGUGAACACGACACUCGAAAACACGCUUUUGUCUUCAACGAAAAACUGAAUAUUCUAUCUGUCGAUUCUAUAGCUAGCCAUAAUAUACAGCUUCAAAGAAUGGAAAGAAGAUAUCGCGAUUGGACCGUUAGCUAUUACGAAGACCCACUUUGGGAGAAGGAAUUUAGGAAUGACUCGCAUGGUGAAAUAGUUGGAUCGCAGAUUACUCAACUGCCAUUUGACACAGUUAUUAACGACUUCUAUCCGAUUCCAGGACUGGAAAGCUCUUUCAAAGUCAAGUAA
Messenger RNA from Oikopleura dioica, 1206 nucleotides. Lineage: Eukaryota; Metazoa; Chordata; Appendicularia; Copelata; Oikopleuridae. The record is from the annotation of a GenBank genome assembly.